AUGGACUUCGCUGCCUGUCCGGUCCGGCACAGCCCCCAAUACCACUGCUGCGAGUACUCGGAGACCACCAAGGUGCUCUACACCAAGUACAACCGGCCGUCGGGCGGAGACUACGAGUCGUACUACGUGGACGGCUGGAACAAGCAGCGCCAAGUCAACUUCCCGUACACCAUGUACCACCCGACCACACAGGAGUUCUACUACAACGAACCGAGCUCGGUGUGCCGAGUGCAGGCUGUGGUCAAUACGGAGACGGGGGAGUUGACGGAGCAGUUGCAGUGCGCCGACACGAACUCGUCGCUGGCCGAGGACUCGCAGGACAGCACCGUCUUCUGGACGUACGCUACCAAUGUGCGCAACAACAACGCGUCGUUCCCGGUGGGUGCCAACUGCUACAGUCUCAUGCUGAGGGAUGGUACUGUUGAUACCGACCUCAAGAAUGCCUGCACCUCGACCUCGACGUCUACAACGCCUCGCUUCACCACGUACACAGAGACUCCGUUGGUCGUCAUCAACCUGCUCUACCUGGCAUUCUUUGUUGUGCUCGGUGGGUGGACAGUCUACAAGAACUACAUGCAGAACACCAACCAGUCGGUGAACGAGAUGACCAAGAAGCUGAUCGCGACGCCACAGACGCCGUCGAGGGCUGUUGCUGGCAACCCACACGGUCGUCACACGGGCGUCCGCGCGUCCGACACCCGCAUGCAGAUCGAAGCCGCACAAGAAAUCCUGCAGACCGGGUUCUCCAACUCGUACCUCGGCACGUUCGUGUUUGGUUGCGUGGUGGUGGCGUCCCUCGCGUUGAACGUGCUUCUCAUCAUCAUCAUCGCCGACUACUACGGUCGCUUCGACCCACCGCUCUUCGAUGCGUCAGAGGAUAACGCUGUCGUGUUCAUUGUGGAUCGGAUCUACAACUUCUUCCGUCUUCGUGUGCCACUCGACAAGUGCCAGUACGUCUACAUGCUCAAGCGUGACGACACGGAGGUUCUCCUCGCCGAUCGUUCGGGUGUGUCCGACUUCGUGGCUAAGAUCGAGAGCUUUUUCGCUUCAAAGGGCAAGAUUUGUGGCUACCGCACCACGGUUCCCGUGGUUGAAGUGGAUGGGCUGCGCAUUGUGGAGUUCCAGCACCUGCGCUACGUGUACGAGGAGACCGAACAGCGCUUCGUCCCUGGAGCUGUGGCGCUCGGACGCACGUACAACGACAUGCUGCAAGAGGCCAGCGGCCUGUCGGACUCGGAGGCCAAGCACCGCAUCAACACGGUGGGCCGCAACUCGGUGGACGUCGAGAUGCCGUCGCUGCCGGUGUCCAUGGCGCACGAGUUCUUCACGCUCUUCUACAUCUACCAGAUCAUGUGCUACUACGUCUGGUACUACUUCACGUACUGGAACAUGGGCAUCGUCAUGACGGUCGUGGUACUGGGCGCGGCCGUGGUCAACAUCUACACGCAGCGGCAGAUUCAGUCGUCCAUCGUGCAGAUGACCCGCUACCGCACGGAUGUGACGGUGUUCCGCGACGGUGAGUGGCGCGUGUUGUCCUCGCCCGAGAUCGCUCCGGGCGACCUCGUCAAGGUGUCGGAGAACUGGGUGGUGCCGUGCGAUAUGGCCAUCGUCAAGGGCACGACGGUGUGUGACGAGUCGAUGCUGACGGGCGAGUCGAUGCCUGUGCAGAAGUUCCCGAUCCCGGAGCGCAGCACGGAGGUGUACGACCCGGAGAAGAGCAGCAAGAAGCACACGCUGUUCGCCGGCACGCGCGUGCUGUCCUCGGGCCGCAACGAGGAGAUCCUGGCCAUCGUGCAGACGACGGGAGCUCACACGACCAAGGGCCAGUUGAUCCAGUCCAUCCUGUUCCCGAUCCCCAUGCGCUUCAAGUACAACGAGCACCUCAAGAUGCUGAUCUCGCUUCUGCUGAUCUACGCCGUCAUCGCCUGUAUCCUUGUCAUCAACUUCCUGCUGAGCAACGGCAAGCUCAGCAACCGCUACGCCGCCUUCUGCUACGCCAUUUUCGUGCUCUCGUGCGUCAUCAGUCCGCUUUUGCCCGUGGUCAUUACGGUGGGCCAAGUAAACGCUUCGCAGCGCCUCGAGAAGCAAGGCAUCUUCUCUCUCAACGUCCAGCGGAUCACGCUCUGCGGUAAGGUGCGCAUCUUCUGCUUCGACAAGACUGGCACGCUUACCAAGCAGGGCCUCGACUUCCUCGGCGUGCAGCCCGUCAAGGACUGCAGGUUCACGCCGAUCGUGAACGACGUCAAGGACGCGCCGUCGGCCGAAGAGCUGCUGUACGCGCUGUCGACGUGCCACUCGGUCGGGUCGCUCGAGGACCGCCUGGUAGGCAACGAGGUGGAGGUGCGCAUGUUCACGGCGACGGGCUGGGAGCUGGUGGAGAAGGAGGGCGAGCAGCCGUGCGUCAGGUCCAAGGUGGACCCGGGUCUCGAGCUCGAGUUCGUCAAGCGCUACGACUUCGACCACCACCGCAUGUCCAUGAGCGUGGUGGUGCGCAACCGCAGGAGUGGCAAGUACUACGUGUUCUGCAAGGGCUCGUACGAGCGCAUGCAGCAGCUGAGCUCGGCGGCCAGCGUGCCCGGCGACUACAAGAGCGUGGCCGACCGGCUCGCCAAGGACGGGUGCUACGUGCUGGGUCUGUCGUACCGCGAGCUGCCGAGCGACUGGACGCACGAGCAAGUGGUGGCGUUCGCCGGCAACCGCGAGGCCGUGGACGAGAACCUGUCGCUGCUGGGGCUCAUCCUGUUCCGCAACGAACUCAAGGACGACACGGCCGACGCCAUCGCCAAGCUCAAGGGUGGCGACAUCCGCACCGUCAUGAUCACGGGCGACAACGCCAUGUGCGGCUGCUACAUCGCGCGCCAGAGCGGCAUGGUGGACUCGAGCUCGCGCGUGAUCCUGGGCGAGAUGGUGUCGACGAAGGAGGCCAAGAAGCUAGUCUGGCGCGACGUGGACUCGGAGGAGGAGUACGACCUGGCGGGCGUCAAGCACCUGGUCGCGCAGGGCGAGGACGUGGAGCUGGCCGUCACGGGCGUGGCGUUCGACUACCUGGUGGCCAUGGGCGAGAUCAAGGGCCUGCUGCUCAACAUCCGCAUCUUCAGCCGCAUGACGCCCGACGGCAAGGUGGAGUGCGUCAAGCUGCACAUGGAGACGGGGGCGGUCACGGGCAUGUGCGGCGACGGCGGCAACGACUGCGGUGCGCUGCGUUUCGCGCACGCGGGCGUGGCUCUCAGUGACGCGGAGGCGUCGGUGGUGUCGCCGUUCACGAGCCGGGAGAAGACGAUUCAGUCGGUGGUGGACCUGUGCCGCGAGGGCCGCUGCAGUGUGGCGACUUCGUUCGCAUCGGUCAAGUUCCUCGUCAUGUACGGCCUCAUCGGCUCCGUGCUGCGAAUGUUCAUGUACUACCACGCGAUCAACCUGUCGCAGUGGUGCUGGAUCCUUGUCGAGGGUUUCAUGCUGGUCGGGUGCUCGUACGUCAUUACUCUGUCGAAGCCUCUGGAUGAGUUGAAGGACAUGCGUCCGACGUCCAGCCUCAUCGGACCCACUACGCUGGCCUCGAUCCUCGGACAGGAGGCCAUCAACAUUAUCUACCUGGCCUGCAGCAUCCACAUGCUCUCGAGCGAGGUCUGGUACUGCCCGUUCUCGCCCGACAACGUGGAUGUGGCCAAGUGGUGGCUCAUGUCCGACAACCACCUGGCGACGGUGCUCUUCUUCGCUGUCAUCUUCCAGCAGCACAUUGCGGCGUGGGUUUUCAGCUUCGGCUCGCAGUACCGUCAGCCGAUCUGGAAGAACUACCUGGUCCUGGCGUUCUUCGCGGCGGUCAUGGCUCUCGACCUGUACCUGCUUCUGGGCGAGCCCAGCAUCGUCACAGACCGGUUCCGCAUCUCGAGCAGCACGAACGUCGUUGGCCUCCCGGACAUCCCCAUGCCCAUGAGCUUCCGACUCAAGUACCUCGGCAUGAUUCUGGGCAACAUCUUCACCUGCAUCCUGUUUGAGUACGUUGUGGUUCUCGGCCCCGUGCGCUCGUACUUCCGCAACAAGUACCACACGGACUUGAUCCCGAUGAAGAAGUAG
Messenger RNA from Phytophthora sojae, 4071 nucleotides. RefSeq lists its product as hypothetical. Lineage: Eukaryota; Oomycota; Peronosporomycetes; Peronosporales; Peronosporaceae. Gene Ontology annotation, cellular component: membrane. Gene Ontology annotation, molecular function: ATP binding; P-type transmembrane transporter activity; ATP hydrolysis activity. The transcript has 2 exons. The coding region runs from base 1 to 4071 and encodes 1356 amino acids. The record is from RefSeq and is a predicted model, not a curated record.